UUUAAGUCUUUGGUAAUGAACAUGUCAAGCCUAAUGCACACCUAUCUGCUGAUAGUUUGCUGUUUUACAUUUGUCUGCAUCGAUGGAAGAGAUCAAGACUUGUUUCCUUCAUGUGAAGUUACACUGAUGGUCCAUAGAGGCACGACAGUAAAAACUGCCCCACGACAACCACUGACAGUCAAAUGUCCUGUCAAACACUGUGGAGAAUCAGUAGAUGUCGCCUGGUGUAAACUGCUCAACACAAACAGAUGUGAACAGAUUAAUGAAACUGGGAAUGUAGAAAUAAUACAGGAUGAAAUGAUCUCAUCUUUGAUUUUCAAACGGAUAUCCAUUUAUGAUGACGGCCUCUACAGAUGUUAUUUAAAAGGAUCGAAAUAUGUGGCGUUCAGUCACAUCAUCAACAUCUCAGUUUCGGACUUACACCAUGGGGUUAAAAAGUCUGACAAUAAUGCUGAUGAGUUACCAAGCGCUGCUGGUGAUGAGGAAGAGUCCUGGCAGCCCUACGUCUACAUCUGUGUUAGCAUAACUCUUCUGGUCGUCAAUUGACAGUGUUAUCCCUCUUAAGUUUUUAUGGCUGGAAAUUUAAGAACAUUAACAUGUAUUCACAGUCUGAAUUAUUGUGACAAAAUGUAUUGAUCUUACCAAACAGUGGAGGACUUGUUGUAUUAUCUUCUUCACAGGACAGGAAUACUGACUUACAACCAUGCAGAGGGACAGGAAAUGUGAUGAAUUUUGAGAAAUGUAGCUCCCUUUCAUGCUUUGAGUUGAGAAGAUUGAUACCAUUCUAUGUGAUAAAUAUACAGUUACAGGCAGCAGCCAGUUACAGUAGCUUAGCAUCUCUAAAGCUCACCAUCUUGUUUGUUUAAUCCGGACUAAAACUGACGUGUGAAACUGAUGUACUGCGGUUUUAUGAGGGGUUAUGUGCUUUGUGUCACAGAGAGGUUGCCAGGAAACCAGUUGGCGACUCCAGGAAGUUACAUCUCUCUGCCAAGAAAUAGUUUGGCGCUCUGUAAAGCCAAAAUGUGUUGUUUUAAUACUCUUUUUUGUAAGAGUUGAACAAAUGAUAAUGUGUUAACCCUUAAAAGCAUAAAUCAGGACUUUCAUGACCCAGGACUAUAUCUAAUUCCUUUAUGUCAUUCGGUUAAGCAGUCACACCUGGUCAAACUAUUAGUUUUUAACAAUGUUCUGGUGUCAUAAUGUAAAAAUUUAUAAAAGCGUUGUUUUUUUAAAUGUUUUUCUCUAAAAAGUUAAUAUGGUCGCAAGAGA
Molecule: messenger RNA, 1266 nt
Organism: Micropterus dolomieu (smallmouth bass)
Lineage: Eukaryota; Metazoa; Chordata; Actinopteri; Centrarchiformes; Centrarchidae
Product: B- and T-lymphocyte attenuator-like
Exons: 4
Coding region: 16-546 (176 amino acids)
Biological process (GO): immune response-regulating cell surface receptor signaling pathway
Cellular component (GO): plasma membrane
Molecular function (GO): signaling receptor activity
Source: RefSeq, a predicted model, not a curated record